GAAUACGCCAAGCGAACGGUCGUUGAGCGCGACAACUGGAAUUGGCUUAAAACUUAAAAAAUUGCACGCGUUUUUUGGUCGCGCGCGCGUUUACUUAGGCGCGGUUUUUGCCUUGCGGCUCGUAGAUUGGAUUGGAAAGUGGGUUUGUUGUCUGUCGCCUGUCUGGUUGGACUGCGUUUGCUUUGUCAAAAGGUCAAAAGAAACACAUUAACAACGGCAACAAAUCAAGCAACAGCCAGUUUAGCAACAUCAUUUUACUGGCAACAUUCGCGUUUAGCAACAUGUUGCCAAGGCUCACAUUCGCUGUGCUCAUCGUCUUUUGUGGAUAUUUACUGUUUACGGAUUGCCGUGAAACGGAACGCUCGAAGCGUACCAAACGGCCACGCGCGCCGGAACCGGUCAACUUCGAGCCGGAGCCGCAGCAGGAUCUGGAGAAUGAGGAGAGUGGCAGCCAGGAGAAGGAUCUGCCCGAAAUACCCGAUAACUUUUUAAGUCCCUCGGUGCGAGAAUAUCUGGAGCUGGGCAAAUCCAUACCGGGUCGACCCGGCGUGGACUAUCCGAUACUCUCAGCCGUACCCUAUACCAACUUCUACUGUGACGAGCAGUCCUAUCCGGGCUUCUUUGCGGACAUGGAAACUAGAUGCCAGGGCUGGCACUAUUGCGACAUUGAUGGACGUCAGGCCUCGUUUCUUUGCCCCAACGGCACACAGUUCUCUCAGGCGGUCUUCGUCUGCGACUGGUGGUUCAAUGUACGCUGCGAUCUCUCCCCCCGGCUGUAUGCGAUCAAUGCGCGUCUCUAUCAGCGCCCCAAGGUGAAUCCAACGCGACCACAUCGCAUCAUUACCAAGCAGCUGGUCGAAGACAUAUUUACUUGAGCUGCAUACCUUAUUAAUAGACUUUAUUUAACAUAGUUUUGUUGACGACUAUUAGUGGUUAGAUUUGGUUUCCUUAGCCACGAGCAUACUUAUCCAUCAUGUGUUUUAGAUGUUUCUGAUUAACUUUUGGACAGCUUUCGGCUAAAAGAUUUAUUUGUAAGUAUCAAAGUAAACUGAAAAUAUAAACUGGUCGCUAAUUAGAACUUUAGGAAUCGUAAAAUUUCUUGUAUUCAAAAAUAACCUUGCAAAACCUGAAAGUAAGGUUAUAAUGCGGCUCAUAAAAAUAAAUAUGUAGAAAUAUUCCUAGAAACCAAUAAGUACAUAUACAAAGUUUGGCAGAUGACCCUCUUAAUCAAGAAUAAAAUUCGAGGGUAUGCGACGAAAAGAAAAGUCUCAUUUAAUAAUUCAUUACGCAAGGUUCUCAAGGCUUAAUGCCUUUCGUCCGCCGUCUGAGGAGCUCGAAAUAGUUUAAUAUUUUAAGAAAUUAUAAAUAACUGCAUUUUCAGCUUGUGCUAAUUUAAAGUGCAUGCAUUUUCAUGAUUAGAUAUGUUUUCAUACAUAAGAUUCACUUUAAAUGUAAAGUUUUGUGUACAUAUUAGUUUAAAUCUAAAUAAAAAAUAUUCUUAAGUUAAGAAAA
Drosophila virilis is the source of this 1512-nucleotide messenger RNA. RefSeq lists its product as uncharacterized. The record is from RefSeq and is a predicted model, not a curated record. Gene Ontology annotation, cellular component: extracellular region. Lineage: Eukaryota; Metazoa; Arthropoda; Insecta; Diptera; Drosophilidae. Gene Ontology annotation, molecular function: chitin binding.